Messenger RNA from Seminavis robusta, 2403 nucleotides. Lineage: Eukaryota; Bacillariophyta; Bacillariophyceae; Naviculales; Naviculaceae. The record is from the annotation of a GenBank genome assembly.
UGCGAUCUGUUCUCGGAAAGAUCCUCGAUCUGCUCACAAAAUCCAAGAGCCUCCAACAGAAAAAGCUCAAGCAAACUCCCACACUGACAACAAGUCCAAGCAAUCGGCAAAGUACAAAUUCUUUUGGUAUCUCUCUCGCUCUCAUCACAAACAAACCAAACAAAACAAAACAAAACAAAACAAAACAAUAACAGAAAAAAUCAUUGCAUCCAGCAACAACUACUUCACCAUGUCAACCGAAGAACUCAAAGCCGCUCUCAUGUCUGUCCUUCGCGAUGGCGGAUACGAUCCUGAAUCCAUCGAGCAAUCAAGCGAGACGGCGGAUAGUUAUCGUGAAUUUUUGGGCAAUGCGCUCAUUGCGUCGGACACCCACUGGCGCGACGAAACCUUGACGUUGAUUGAUAAGGUCUGGCAACACGAAAGUGAUGCCCGUGCAACAAUCCGCAUCGAAGACUUGCCCGCGUUUACUACUGCUCAUGGAACCAACAUUUCUCUCUGGAAAGGAGACAUUACACAAUUGCAAGGAGAUUCCUUGGCCAUAGUCAACGCUGCCAACGCCCAAGGUCUCGGAUGCUUUGUACCUGGACACAGGUGCAUUGACAACUGCAUCCACCGUCAGGCUGGCCCUCGACUUCGAAUGGAAUGUCAAACCGCCAUGCAAAAGCGUGGCAGAACUCUGUCUGCAGGGACAGUACCCAUUGUCACCUCGGCCUACUUUAUGCCCAGCAGUCAUGUCAUUCAUGUGACUGGUCCUCAUGUCCAAAAGGGAACAUAUCCCACACAUUCAGACAAGGAAAAGUUGUGGCAAGCCUAUCAACUUGCACUCAGGACCGCCUCGAGGACGGAAGGCGUCAAAUCCAUUGCGUUUCCUUGUAUUUCAACUGGAAUUUUCGGCUUUCCGCAAGAAGACGCCGCUGGCAUUGCUCUUUCCGCCGUUCGAAGCUGGCUCGCGAGGCAUCCAGGUGUCUUGGACAAUGUGGUUUUCAACGUCUUCAGUUCCAAGGAUCAUGCCUUGUACCAGCAAACCAUGCCAGCAAUCUUUUUGGACAGCGAUGGCUUUGAAAGUCCUACAACAACAGUAGAAGAAGAAUCCAUGGUCUCUUCCUCCGAACAAACAGCGUCCAUGCGGCAGAGAACUAUUGACCUUGCCAAGCAGUGGAUCAACAAUGCUGAUGCGGUCCUAAUUUGUGCCGGGGCAGGUAUGAGUGUCAAAGAAGGAGAAAUGGUCUACACCAACCCGGAUGAUUUUGCCAAAGCCUACCCAUGGUUCCCCAAGUGGGGUUACAAAACCAGCUAUGAAUGCAUGGGAUUGAUGGGAGAUCAGUCUGUCCCACAAGCUGCAAAAUGGGCUCUGAAUGCAAAGCACAUGGACAAUAUGAGAUGGGCCUUUACACCCAACGAAGGAUACAAACAACUGCUGGAUCUGGUUGGCCAAAAGGAGUACUUUGUGCUUACUUCCAAUGUGGACGCUUGCUUUGAACGCAGUGGUUUCAACUCCAACAACAUCUACACUCCCCAAGGCGAAUGGACCUACCUUCAAUGCAUGAAUGCUUGCCAGCCGGAUUCAGUGUUUGAAUCUCGUCCCUACAUUGACCGCAUCCUGCCUCACAUUGGCCAGGACGGGUUCAUUCCGGAGGAGCUUGUCCCAAAAUGCCCACGAUGCGGAAGCGACAUGUUUGGAAACGUCAGGGGCGGGAAUUGGUUUUUGCACAAUAAGUAUGAAGCUCAGGGUACCGCACUUCUCAAGUGGAUGCAGCACAAGUUGGAUGCUGGAUCAAAAGUGGUUGUGAUCGAAAUUGGAGCUGGCUUCAAUACUCCCACCGUGACUCGUCUUCCCGUGGAAUCGUUUGCUCGAGAACUCGGCGACCGUGCCCGCCUCAUUCGUAUUAACCCCACGGAAGCUUCUGUUCCCGAAGACCUGAAUGCCGUUGCUCUUGAAGAGGGAUGGCAGGUGUUGGCUGAUAUUGGAGAGAGUGAGGGCAUUGAGGGAAACAAAACGACUGUGAAAGAGGAAGAACGUGGCGUGAAGCAGGCCCUAUCCGAUGCCGAUCUUCUAGUGUCGAAUAGCAUCAGAGUGCGCUACGCGAGGUACUUUGGCCAUUUGGAUUUCCGAAAGUUCCUUGGUCAACUUUGUGGUGAUUGAAAGCUGGGCUAGGUCGGAAAAUGAGCCUAUACUAUUAGUAUUUCCGUACGCAAGCUGGCCUCGAGAUUUCGUGAUGAAGAAUAGUAGGAAUAACCGAGUAAAGUGCAAAGGAUGCCAUGAGUUGCCGCAGUUAUUGUCCAAAUCGUAACAAGCUAGCUAGCUAGCUAGAGUCAACCGGGGUGGCCCAAUGUAGAAAUGUGUUUCUUGGAGCGGUUCUACCAGGUCUCGUUGGGCCUUUGGUCCUGAAGCAAACAAGGAAU